AUGUCCACCACCACAACCCCCCCUCGCCCAACCGCCCUCUCAAUCAUCCAGUCGGAAAACAUGGCCUCCCGUCUGACCGACAAAGUAGUCGUCAUCACCGGGAUCUCCUCCGGCAUAGGCAUCGAGAUCGUGCGCGCCCUCGCAACCACAGACGCAACAAUGUACCUUCUCGCGCGCGACACACUCAAAGCGCAGCACGCUCUCGGCGCCAUCUUCAACCCCUCACGCAUGCACCUCGUGCAGGUCGACCAGUCCUCGCUAUCCAGCGUCCGCGCCGCAGGGUCCUACAUCCUCUCGCGCACCCGCACCGUGAACAUCCUGAUCAAUAACGCGGGCGUCAUGGCUGUUCCGGAGCGGCGGGUCACGGAGGAUGGAGUUGAGAUGCAGUUCGGGGUGAAUCAUCUUUCGCACUUCUUGCUGUUUCAGGUGCUGAAGGAUGCGAUGCUCGCUGCUACGGAGCAGGGGGAGUUCUGUUCCCGGGUUGUGAAUGUGUCGGCGUCGGGACAUCGCAUUCAUGGGCUGAACGCCCCCGGGGAGUAUGGUUUCGAGAAAGGCGGGUAUGAGCCCUGGAAGGCGUAUGCGCAGUCCAAGACGGCGAAUAUAUACAUGGCGAACGAGCUGGAGAGGCGGUAUGGCGGGGUAGGGAUCCAUGCGACGAGUGUGCAUCCCGGGCUGGUGGAUACGCCGCUGGGACGGUAUUUGCCGGCGGAGCAUGUGGAGGCGAUGUUGAGGAAUGAGGCGGUGAUGAGGGCGUUGAAGAGUCCGGAGGAGGGGGCGGCGACGACGGUGUGGGCGGCUGUGGGGAGGGAGUGGGAGGGGAGAGGAGGGAGGUAUUUGGCGGAUUGUAGGGAGGCGGAAUGGGGACCGGAUGACGGGGAUCGCAUGAGUUCGGCGUAUACGGGGCAUACGUAUUGUCCAAGGGAGGAGGGGAGGCUGUGGAGGGAUUCGUUGGAGAUGGUGGGAUUGGAGGAUGUUGAAUGA
Messenger RNA from Aspergillus steynii IBT 23096, 981 nucleotides. Its product is annotated as putative short-chain dehydrogenase/reductase. The record is from RefSeq and is a predicted model, not a curated record. The transcript has a single exon. Lineage: Eukaryota; Fungi; Ascomycota; Eurotiomycetes; Eurotiales; Aspergillaceae. The coding region runs from base 1 to 981 and encodes 326 amino acids.